This is a messenger RNA of Amyelois transitella, 2471 nucleotides long. It is a transcript of the gene mrj, whose product is annotated as dnaJ homolog subfamily B member 6. Bases 441 to 1157 code for a protein of 238 amino acids. The record is from RefSeq and is a predicted model, not a curated record. Lineage: Eukaryota; Metazoa; Arthropoda; Insecta; Lepidoptera; Pyralidae. Gene Ontology annotation, molecular function: Hsp70 protein binding. The transcript is spliced from 6 exons.
AUAUGGGGGUGCUAAGUCAAUUAUUACUCUGGCACUUGGGGUUAUUCAUGAAAUUUGACAAGGCAUAAGUCUUAUUUUCCAACUUUUUUUAACUGAUAUAAAGAUAAGCAUUGGUGCUAAAUUCAGUAAGGUUCCCGGUUAAAAUGCAUGUGGAGCAAAAAAAGCACAGAUUCAAAUCCCACCUUGGCCAUGUACCAAUAACUAUUUUCGAAGUGUACUUUAGUUUGAAUACUAACCGAUGCCCUUAUGGUGAGAGAAAACUUUUUGAAAAAAACCUGACUUACCCAAUCCAGAAUCCAUGGUCAAAGGCCCUGGAGGAGGAGUCCAGGGUAUGCCAGGACCAAAGCCAGGAGGAAGAGCAAGAAGUAGUUUUAUCUAGACUUAAGUGUAGAAGAUAUUUUUGGUCAGAAAUAAUAAUAUCCAACCCCUGAGGGAAGACAAUGGUGGACUAUUACAGGGUACUGGGCGUUACUCGGAUCGCCACUGAGGCUGAAAUAAAAAAAGCAUACCGGAAAUUAGCUUUGAAAUGGCAUCCUGAUAAGAACCCUGACAAUUCAGAUGAAGCAAACAGAAGGUUUAAAGAAAUUUCGGAAGCUUAUGAAGUUCUUUCUGAUGAAAGGAAACGACGCGUUUAUGACCAGUACGGAAAAGAAGGGUUGAACAGUAGCAGAGGCAGGCGCUCGGGUGUGGACGACGACUACGACUUUGGAUACGCCAGCUUCCCAUUCACAUUCCGCGAUCCCGAGGAAGUGUUUAGAGAGUUCUUCGGUGGUUCACCAUUCGGCAAUUUGUUUGCUGAAAUAAAUGGACAUGGGCAUCAUCACAGGCACGGCCGUCGCAGUCACCACCCAAGCACCUCCCUGACAUCUUCCCUCUUCAGUCCCUUCGGUUUCGGCAUGGGUCUGGAUGACAUUUUCGCCCACGGGGGACCGAACGGCAACACCUUCACCUCGUUCUCUACGUUCAACAGUUCGCUGGCAGGCCCGGGCAGCGCUAACAUGAGAAGCACCACGACAACCACGCGCGUCGUUAAUGGAAAAAAGAUUACUACCAAAAAGGUCACGGAAAACGGUCGCGAGACGGUGAUGUCGUAUGAGAAUGGAGUCCUAAAAUCAAAGACUGUCAACGGUGUACCUCAAUCACUAACCUACAGUUAAAUUCAUUUAUCCUUUUACAUAUAACCAAACAUGAUCCAAAUAUGAACACUCAGUACAUGCGAGUUAAACGUUCAUAAUUUUUAGUUUCGCUUAAUUUAAACAUUUAGUCUUUAACACAUUGUAAAUUAAUGAGUUGAAUACACUUUUAUUUUAAUUAGAUAUAGGAUAAUUUGCUUUCAUAAUGAGUGAGAUUUUAGAGUUGAUGAACUGCUCAAUAAUGGAAAUCUCGCUCGAGACGAGUUUUGUUCCGAAAUCGCGGCACGCGGCCUGCGAUCUCGCCGCUCUCACGUCCUUAUAUUUUACAAAGGGCAAUUUACAACGCGUGCUGCGAGAUCAUUAUAUUCAUUUGCUGCCAAUACAGUAAUAGCGAAAUAGAUGUAAAAUAGUCAUAAUUAAAUUUUUAAUUUAAUCUUAAUUUGUCAGAACAAUUAGCCCGUAAAUAAAAUUACACACAUUAAAUUUUUUCCUAACUAGAUAUAUAUUUAAGAAAUAAUACUGAGAACUAAAAAUAGAAUAUGUACCUUCGUGAAUUGACGCAUUUUAUUUUUGUUGUUUGUUUCAAAUCGCCAUUACAUUACAUUUUUUAUAAACAAAAAGCUUUAAAUGUUAUAGAAAUUAUUUGCUACGAAAAGUUAAGUUGUGCGUAGCCUAGUAGGUGGCGUCACCAACUAUAAACGAUGACCACUAAGCAGAGCGAAAUUUGACUAGAUAACAACGGGCGUUCAAGAUGCUGCGCACUAGAAGUCACCGAUAUUUUUAGUAUUUAAAGGGGGUAACGUUUAACCUCGAAAAAAUCGAGUUUGUAUAUUUUAACGGAUCCCCAGCGUAAUCUCACAAACUUGCAUGCAUUGUGAUGCGAGAAUUUAACGCGGUUUGGAAAUGUAUCAUUCCUCACUUAGAUAAAUAUCACUACUGCUUAAGGUUAUAAUGUUCUAAUCAUUCUCGCCAAAUUAGCUAAAUAAUAACUAAAUUGAGUGAUAUUACCAUAUAAACUGAUUAUAUUUUCUUUAUUCAAACGUCUUUUAGAAAAAGGGCACACUACUUUCAUUUUAAAAAAAUGUGUUAUUGGGUGUUUUUUUUAACAUUUACCAAGCUUAUUUAGUAUGUACUUAAUUUCUUUCAUUGUUUUUAUUUUGAUCUGUAACUAUUGAUUUUAAAAACAUGAACAUUUUCAUUGGUAGGUAGUGUCAUUAGUUAUACGACAAGCGAGAACAGCACCCAUGUAAAUUAUUGUCUACAUCUCGUUUGGAACAAAAUGACAACAAAUUGUGAGCACUGCAUUCAAGAUGAAUGAUUAAAUAAAAUUUAAUUGUA